AUGUCUCUCGUCAAUCUGUCCGCAGUCUGCUCCCACCUCAACAAUGCCACCAAGGCACGCCUCGCCCUCACCUCAAUCCCCAACAGCAACCUCCACCUGAAGCUCUCCCUCGCUCUCCAAAACUCCGGCUACAUCUCUUCCGUGGUCCGCGGAGGCCCGACUCCUCCUCCCGCCCAUCCUAUCCUCGGCUACCCUGCCGCCAACGAUGAGGUCGAAGGCAUUGAGUCCAUAACCCGCGACAAUGUCGCCUCCAGACGCCUGUGGCUCGGCCUGAAGUACUGGGAGAACGAGUCCGUUCUCGGCAAGGUCAAGAUGGUCAGCAAGCCCACCCGACGAGUGAGCAUUGACGUCGAGGCCCUCCGUCGCGUGGUCCGUGGUGAAGACACCGAAUUCGUGGGUGGAAUCCGAUCCCCGGGUGAGAGUCUCUAUCUCUCUACAGACCGCGGGAUCCUCGAAGCUCGCGAGUGUGUUGAGAAGAAGGUCGGUGGACUGGUCCUCUGCCGUGUGCUAUAA
Molecule: messenger RNA, 513 nt
Organism: Penicillium olsonii
Lineage: Eukaryota; Fungi; Ascomycota; Eurotiomycetes; Eurotiales; Aspergillaceae
Source: the annotation of a GenBank genome assembly